AUGGCACUUCUUGUCGUCACCCACUGGUGCCUCCUCCUCCUCCUCCUCAACAUCCUCCACCUUGAAGCAGCCCAAGACCUCCUCGCAACCCUAGACUACGGCACGUUCCAAGGCGCCUACUCGUCCACCUACAACAUCAGCUACUGGCAAAAGAUCCCCUUCGCCGCCCCGCCCGUCGGCGCCCUCCGGUUCCGCGGCCCGCAACCCCCGGCGCCCCUCCCCAACGGCACCGUCUACAACUCCACCCAGACCUUUGACAUGUGUCCCCAGCGCACCGUCAACGGCUCCGAGGACUGUCUGUACCUGGGCCUGUACGCACGGCCCUGGACAGCGACGACGGCAGCACAACCACCGCCUCUCCGGCCUGUCGUGGUGGUGUUUUAUGGCGGGGCGUAUAUCGAGGGGGAUGCGAGCUUCUCCAUCCCGCCGAGCGCGUAUCCUGUGCUGAACGUCUCGGAGGGGACGGAUCUGGUGUUUGUGUAUGCGAAUUAUAGGACGAAUGCGUUUGGGUUCUUGCCGGGGCGGGAGAUUGCGGCGGAUCGGAAUGGGAGUGAUUUGAAUCCGGGCUUGUUGGAUCAGGAUGCUGCUAUCAAGUGGACCCAAAAGUACAUCUCCGCCUUCGGAGGCGACCCAAACCAAAUCUCCAUCUGGGGCCAGUCGGCCGGCGGAGGCAGCGUAGUAGCCCAGGCCAUCGCCCGCGCCGGCGUCCCCGCCGGCGCCCAGAGCAGCCCACGCCCGAGGCUCAGCCGCGCCCUGGCGUCGAGCCCCUUCUGGGUCAAGACCUACGACUACGACGCGCCCCAGGCCCAGGCCAUCUACGACAGCUUCAGCACGCUGGUCGGGUGCGGGACGGGGCCGGGCAGCCUGGCGUGCCUCAAGCAGGCCGACGUGCAGGCCCUGCGCAACGCGAGCCUGGUCGUGGACGCGAGCCACACGUACAACACGAGCAGCUACACGUGGGCGCCCGUGAUUGACGGCCGGUUCCUGACGAUGCGGCUGAGCGAGGCGAGCGAGAAGGGGCUGGUGAACAUGGACUAUGGCUGGGGCAUGUACAAUACCCACGAGGGCCAGAACUUUGUCCCGCCUGGGCUGGCUGAUGCGAACAACACGGGCUCGCCGCCCUUCAACGAGAGCCUGGCCAGUUUCGAUGGCUGGUUGGCGGGUUACCUGCCUGACUUCUCCGAGGCCGACCUGGACAAGGUCAAGGAGCUGUACCCGGAGGACGGGAGCAGCGAGCUGAUCCCAAGCUACAACACGACGUUUAUCCGGGCAGGCCUGAUCUUUAGGGACUCUGUGCUGGCUUGUCCUGGGUACUGGAUGGCGGGCGCUGCAUCCAAGGGCAAUUUUCUGGGUGAAUACUCGAUUUCGCCUGCGACUCAUGGUUCUGAUACUGAAUGGUGGGACACAAUUAGCUCCGUGCAAGAGACCGAACCAGAGAUCUACAAAGGCUAUACCGGAGCCUUCGCCUCAUUUUUCAUGACAGGCGACCCGAACGCUAUGAAACUGACACCCAGUAACGUCUCGGGCGUGCCUCCGCUCUCCUCAGGCGAGGAGUUCAACAUCAAUGCCGAUGGCUUUGCAGACGUCACGCUGACGCAGUUCAAGACGCGGUGUGACUUUUGGAAGAGCGUCGCCGCCAAGAUACCUAUAUGA
Messenger RNA from Cryphonectria parasitica EP155, 1653 nucleotides. Its product is annotated as acetylcholinesterase precursor. The coding region runs from base 1 to 1653 and encodes 550 amino acids. The record is from RefSeq and is a predicted model, not a curated record. NCBI's taxonomy places the organism in Eukaryota, Fungi, Ascomycota, Sordariomycetes, Diaporthales, Cryphonectriaceae. The transcript has 4 exons.